Molecule: messenger RNA, 3433 nt
Organism: Carya illinoinensis
Lineage: Eukaryota; Viridiplantae; Streptophyta; Magnoliopsida; Fagales; Juglandaceae
Product: probable leucine-rich repeat receptor-like serine/threonine-protein kinase At3g14840
Exons: 25
Coding region: 135-3248 (1037 amino acids)
Biological process (GO): protein phosphorylation
Molecular function (GO): protein kinase activity; ATP binding; protein binding
Source: RefSeq, a predicted model, not a curated record
CAAACUCCUAUCGUCACUACUCUCUUAUAAUUCUCCGAACUCCUUCGUACUAGUACUUAUUCAGCUAUUUGUGUACUACUUUCACUUGUUAAUUGGCUAUGUUGUGAAGUUGGUAUUUUCUUUGGAAAAUAAAUAUGUCUUUUGUUCGGCUUCUUCUUGCUUCAAUUGUCAUGACCGUUUGCUUUGUAACUUUUGCUUCCGGAGCCCUUGAAGUACUGCCCAAUGAUGAAGGAGUCGAUAAACUGCCCGAUGACGAAGUUCAAGCUUUACGUGACAUAUUCAAUACGUUGGGGAAGAAGGAUUGGAACUUCUCUAAUCCAUGUAAUAGUACUCAUGUACCUUCAACUGCACAAAUAACAACGUUGGCCGGCAUGCAAGAGUAUGCUGCUGUUAACUGCAGCAAUUGCGUCGUCAAUGGCAUCGAGUCAUACCGCGUUGUGGGCAUACUUCUCAAAGGACAAAAUCUAAAAGGCACUCUUUCUCCAAAUUUGACGAAGUUACCUUGCCUGCAAGUACUUGACCUCACUCGCAAUUAUAUUAACGGUUCAAUUCCACCGGCAUGGGGUUCCGUGCCGAAGCUGGCUCAUAUUUCUCUUUUAGGAAACCGAUUAACAGGUCCUAUCCCUGGAGCUCUUUCAAACAUCAAAACCCUACAAAACUUGACGGUCGAGUUCAAUAAGCUUUCUGGAAAUCUUCCUUCAGAGCUUGGGAAUAUGUCCUCCCUGGAAAGACUUUUUCUCAGCUCGAAUUAUUUUACCGGGGAGCUACCUACUUCAUUUGCAAACUUGAUCUCUUUGAAAGAUUUUCGGAUCAGCGACAAUCAAUUUUCUGGACAGAUUCCCAAUUAUAUUCAAAACUGGAAUAACCUCAACAAAUUACUUAUUCAGGCAAGUGGCUUGAGGGGACCAAUUCCAUCCCUUGAUCCUUUGAAACAAUUAUCUGACUUGAGAAUCAGUGAUUUGAAUGGGUCUGAAGUAACUUUUCCACUGAAAUACAUUUAUGUAGCACAAUGGAAAGUACUGAUAUUGAGGAAUUGCAAUCUUACUGGACCGCUACCCGAAACAAUAGAAUCUCCCCUGCGUCCGGAUUUUAAAACCUUAGAUCUCAGCUUCAACAGACUAAUUGGAGGAAUUCCAGACAACUUUAUAAGACCACUACAACUUGUAGACCACAUAUACUUAACCGGCAACUUGUUCACUGGACCAAUACCUGAUUCGAUACUGCAUCGAGGAGAAUAUACCGAUCUUUCAUAUAACAAGUUUACAAUUCUUCAAGGAUUGAAAUUAUCAGCAUCAAAUUGUCAAUAUGGGACUGGGAUCAACUUGUUCGCAAGCUCCUCGAUGGACAAUAUUGAAACUAGCAAUAAUGUUUCGUGUUUGAGGAGCUUACAGCGUUCAUGUCACAAACGUCGCCGGUACAAGCUUCAUAUAAAUUGUGGUGGAGAAAAAGUAACUGUUAAUAAAAGUGAAUUUGAUGCUGAUGUUGAUCCACGAGGAUACUCAACAUUCUUCCUUGCACAACAUCAGUACUGGUCGUCUAGCAGCACUGGUGAAUUCAUGGACGAUAACCGCCCCAACAGGGAUUUCAUUUUGUCAAAUUUAUCCGGACUCUCUACGAACACGCCAGAUCCCGAACUGUACAUGACAGCGCGCAUUUCUCCUCUCUCUCUUACUUAUUAUGCCUUUUGUUUGGUAAAUGGGAAUUAUACAGUAAAGCUCCAUUUUGCGGAGAUAGUAUUCACUGAUGAUGAAACGUAUAGCAGCUUGGGAAGACGUAUAUUUGAUGUUUACAUUCAGGGGGAGCGAGUGCUGAAGGAUUUCGAUAUUGUAAAAGCGGCUGGUGGGGUUCGUAAGCCGAAUAUACAAAGUUUUAAUGCUACCGUCAUGGCUAAUGGUACCCUGGAGAUCCGUUUCUACUGGGCUGGGAAGGGGACAACUGAUAUCCCACUCAAAGGAAACUAUGGUCCUCUUAUUUCAGCCAUUUCUGUGGAUUCCCAUGAAAUCCCUUCAAAUAGUAUACCUACAGGGGAAGUGGUUGGAAUUAUCGUUGCCGGAGUUUUUGUUAUAAUAUUACUUAUUGUGGCCAUCCUCUGGUGGAAAGGCUGUCUAGGAGAAAGAUCAAGUGCUACUGAACAUGAUUUAAGAGGCCUAGAUCUGAAAACUGGAACAUUCACCUUAAGGCAAAUCAAAACAGCCACAAACAACUUUGAUGUGGCGAAUAAAAUUGGGGAAGGUGGUUUUGGUUCCGUUUAUAAGGGCCUUUUGUCUGAUGGCACCAUGAUGGCAGUCAAACAACUUUCUUCCAAAUCAAAGCAAGGAAAUCGUGAGUUUUUGAAUGAGAUCGGCAUGAUUUCUGCUUUGCAGCAUCCUCAUCUUGUAAAGCUCUAUGGAUGUUGUGUUGAAGGAAAUCAAUUGUUGCUGGUAUACGAGUAUAUGGAAAAUAAUAGUCUCGCUCGUGCUUUGUUUGGGCCAGAAGAAGAUCAAUUACAAUUGGAUUGGCCAACAAGACAUAGGAUUUGUGUUGGUAUAGCAAGAGGUUUGGCCUAUCUCCAUGAAGAAUCAAUAUUGAAGAUUGUCCAUAGAGACAUCAAGGCUACUAAUGUCUUGCUUGAUAAAAAUCUCAACCCUAAAAUAUCCGACUUUGGUUUGGCCAAGCUUGAUGAUGAGGAUAAUAGCCACAUAAGCACCCGAAUUGCUGGAACUUAUGGUUAUAUGGCACCUGAGUAUGCAAUGCGAGGUCAUUUAACUGACAAAGCAGAUGUUUAUAGUUUUGGAAUUGUCGCCUUGGAAAUUGUUAGUGGGAAGAGCAACACGAGUCACCGGCCUAAGGGGGAAUCUCUACAUCUUCUUGAUUGGGCACUUGUUUUAAAAGAGAAAGGAAAUCUGUUGGAUUUGGUUGAUCUAAGAUUAGGCUCAAACUACAGGAAGGAAGAGGCUAUGCGUGUGAUUAAUGUGGCUCUCCUAUGCGCUAAUGUUUCUGCAGCAGUUAGGCCUACCAUGUCCUCAGUGGUGAGCAUGCUUGAGGGCGGCGCUGUUAUUCCUGAGUUGGGUCCAAAUUUAAGUAUCAUAGAUGAUGAAAUGAAAGUGAAGGCACUGUGGGAGCAUUUUCAAGAUAAGAAAGAAUCAAGUAGGGGAAAUAGCCAGACCCAAAGUGUAUUAACGGAUGACCCAUUCACCGGUUCUUCUACAUCCGCUGUUGAUCUAUAUCCAAUCAAUAUGGAUUCUAGUUACUGGGAGAAAAGGGUUUAGAUAAAUGAGCAAUACUGCUCUUCAUUCUAGUUUGUCGAUCGUCUUAAAAUAUGAAAGAUAAUCUAGUGUACUUAAAUGAAAAGUCACAUUAUUAUUUAAUAAGUUUUCUGGGACUAUGUCGUUGUGGAAGAAAAGGAAUGAUUGCAGAAGUUUUUUGUGGCGUAAUAAAUGUGAGUUAAUUGCUA